Molecule: messenger RNA, 3130 nt
Organism: Scophthalmus maximus (turbot)
Lineage: Eukaryota; Metazoa; Chordata; Actinopteri; Pleuronectiformes; Scophthalmidae
Product: porphobilinogen deaminase
Exons: 14
Coding region: 175-1272 (365 amino acids)
Biological process (GO): heme biosynthetic process
Cellular component (GO): cytoplasm
Molecular function (GO): hydroxymethylbilane synthase activity
Source: RefSeq, a predicted model, not a curated record
AUGACAUCACGAGGUCCCGCGUUCAUUCAUGUGGGAGCUCACGAGCAGCCCGGCUGAAUCGUCCUGACUGCUUCUGAAGGAUUUCGGGAUUUCUUAGUUUUUUAAUGGAGCCAGCGCUUCGGAAAACAAGCCGUUGAUUCGGACAACGUCGACAGAGGGAAGCGGACCGCCGAUAUGUCGGAGGAGAAAAGUUCUCCGGAUGGGAAUGGCAAGGUCAGUCGGCUCAUCCGGAUCGGAACCCGCAAAAGCCAGCUGGCUCGCAUCCAGACUGACAGUGUGGCGGACAAGCUGAAGGAGCUGUACCCCGACAUCACCUUGGAAAUAGUCGGCAUGUCAACAACAGGAGACAAAAUCCUCGACACCGCUUUAUCAAAGAUUGGAGAGAAGAGUUUGUUCACCAAAGAACUGGAGAACGCUCUGGAGAAGAACGAGGUUGAUCUGGUUGUUCAUUCGCUGAAAGAUCUUCCCACCACUCUGCCUCCGGGAUUCACCAUUGGAGCUGUGUUGAAGAGAGAAAAUCCCCAUGAUGCCGUUGUUUUGCAUCCACAAAAUGCAGGAAAAACUCUUGAGACUCUGCCGGAAAACAGCGUGAUCGGCACCAGCUCACUGCGCCGCGCUGCUCAGCUGAAGAAGAGAUUCCCCCACCUUGAGUUCAAAGACAUCCGUGGAAACCUGAACACGCGUCUGAAGAAGCUGGACGAAAAAGCGGACUUCGCUGCCAUCAUCCUGGCGGCUGCCGGCCUGAAGAGAAUGGGCUGGGAGAACAGAAUCAGCCAGAUCCUGGAGCCUGAAGACUGCAUGUACGCUGUUGGACAGGGGGCUCUGGCAGUGGAGGUUCGGGCCAGAGACAUAGACAUCCUGGAAAUGGUGUCCGUCCUCCAUGACUCUGACACUGUGCUGCGCUGCAUAGCUGAGAGAGCCUUCCUCAAACGCCUGGAGGGUGGGUGCAGUGUUCCUGUUGCUGUAAACACCGAAGUAAAAGACUCCCAGCUCUACCUGACGGGAGCAGUGUACAGCCUGGACGGAUCAGACAGUCUGAAGGAAACCAUGCAGACCAGCGUCGCUGCUGCUGCUGCUGCUGUUGCUGCUGCUGACAAGAGCUCAGAAGAGGUGGACGAGCGGGUCCAGCGAGUGGGGGUGACAGCCAGCAAGAUCUCGGGUGAGGCCCAGGACCGAGCUGAGCGGCUGGGAGUCGACCUGGCCAACUUGCUGCUGAGCAAAGGAGCCAAGGAGAUCCUGACGGUGGCCCGGCAGCUCAAUGACGCCAGAUAAUCCCGCUUUGCGGAUGUGACGGGGGUACACGAGUACAGCCAGUCACAGCCUUGUGUCAAGGAAAAACGUGAUGUCCCCUUUAUUUUUUUUUAUGUUAGACAUUUGACCUGAGCCAAAAAGUGCCAAAUGGUGCAGUUUAUUCCCUUUGCAUCCGGAAAGCCUUGGGGUACAGCAGGUCAAAUGUUACACUACCUUGACCAAUGUUGUGUUUAGUCUGGUGCAACGCUGCUCGGCCCAUUAUCAGCUUGUUCAGAGUCCCUGCAGUCGCCCCCUCCGUUUUGGUUCCAGCCUGCUCUUACACACAGAACGUCACGGAGCCACCUCCUGAGCCAAGUAGAAACUGGUGAUUGACACAAAAUGGCCUUUGGACACUGACGUCAGCACGUAGAGCACCAACCACUGGCUGAUAUCCUCGUAGUGAAUCCUCUUCAUUUUUGUUUUUUUAACCAUAUCAAUACAGUAUCAGCCACUGAAAUUCAGUAUUCUCAAAUAUUUGUCCACUAUUGGUUUCCAGCAUGUAAAAAAAGGGAAGUUAUAGCAGAGUUCCUCUCUCAGCUUUUAGCUGACAACUUUCGAUGGCACCAAAGAUUCGUUUCUCAGCAUUGUGGUUUGGUGUCAGCAACUCUGCAUUGAAACGAGGCUCAUGUCGGUGUGGAAUAAGUAUAAAUAUAUCAGUCUUUCAUUCAUAAGCUCAUCCAGCUCUGUGCUGUUUGUUGACUCGACCUUAUCCACCGGAGCAUUCCAAUGUAGUGUUCUAUCAUGUCGGCCUCCUGAAACAUCACAAUCUUCAUUCAACUCAAGUUGUUCACCACAUUUAAAGAAUGUGCCGAGUCCUUCUUCUACAGCCAGGGGAUUAAUUUAAUAUCCGUGACAAUAAGAGAGUUUGUUUUAUUCCACAGCUUUGUCCUGAGAGGAACUGUGUGAUGUUACCUCUGAUUUUAAAUGUGCUCCGGGCCUGAAGCAUCACACUCGGCAUCAACCAGAAGUGUGUGAGUUUUAUGAUGAGGUGUAAAUGAAACACGUGUGUUUGUACAGUACUGUACAGUAGUGAAAUGGGCCUUUUAAAAGGUAAAGGGCACAACAGCCUAUUGGCUCAUUGACGUUCCUGGAGGAAAGGACUGUUGUGUCAGAGAGACAAAGCCAGACAGAACUUAUUUAACUGAAAUAUUAACUAUAACGCUGGUUCUUGCUCCAAGCCUUCUCAGUAUUUUACUAUUGUAUUACCAAACUCUGUACACGAGAUCAAAGCCGUUCGUUGAAUCCUACAGACACGCUGUCUCAAAGCAUUAAAACAUAUCUAUCUCCUAAUUAUGGGAUGGGUCUUAAAUAUCCAGUAUAGUUGUCUUGAGAUAAUCUAAUGGUUAUUAGGCAAUUAAUUAUCAAACUCUUAGAUAUGGAUUCUGUAUCUACACAACUACGAGAUAUUUAUCCUGUAAUUAUGAGUUGCAGAGUCAUAACUACAGCAUAUAGAAGAUCAUCCAGACUUCUUUAAACUUUUAGCAGGUGACAUUUGCUGUAAUGCACGAUGCUGUACUCGUAUGUAUAUUCACACACACAUCAUGACCUUAAUAACUUGCAUAGACACAUAAACCUCUAUGAUUUAUCAUUGCUUCCAUAGUUUCUAUCAAUGUGCUGGCGGCCAUUUGAGUAAACUGCAUAGCUGCCUUACUCUGCAUCAGUGUCACUGCACAGCUGGUGUGUUGUUUCUUUUAUUUUAUAGCUCUUUAUUUUAUAUAAUAGUCUACCUAAUUUAAACCUCCUGAGCCAUAAUUGUUUUUCAGCUUUAAUGUCUGUGCGAGUUAACAUGGAAUGUUUGUCAGUCUGGAUUCUUUUGUGUCAAUAAAGUUAGUGUGUUAUA